Messenger RNA from Cladocopium goreaui, 738 nucleotides. The record is from the annotation of a GenBank genome assembly. NCBI's taxonomy places the organism in Eukaryota, Dinophyceae, Suessiales, Symbiodiniaceae.
AUGAACUCAAUCACUGGUUCUCAACCAGCCAUUCUUCGUGGCUUGGGACUUGGUUUCUACAAAAGGCGAGGUCUUCCCCAGCGCAGCGACAGGAGUCGUCCGGCUCCAGCUCGAGCGCUGAGGAGGGCAUUCCACUUGACUUCGAUCCUCCAAUGGUCCAAGCCUCAGGAGUCUUCCCAGUCCUCGGAUGAAGAGGCGCGGAGACAGCGUGCAGCGCGUGCAGCCAGAAAGGCCAAGCUGAAAGGGCGAGAGAAGGUGUUGGAGGAACGAAGGCAGGCGAAAGAGGAAAGGCAACGGCGGGAGGACAGUGAGGAUGCCCUGGCCCAGGACAGUGAGUCCGAAAAGAAAGCAAAGAAAGCGAAAGACAGCAAGGGCAAAAAACACAAGGACAGAGGAAAAGAAAAAGAAAGAGAGGACUGCGAUGCGAGCAGCCAAAGAAGAAAGGAGAAAAAGAAAGAAAAGAAAAAGAAGGAAAAACGCAAAGAGAAGACGUCUGCGUCGGAAGAUCGGCCUCGGAAGACAGAGAAGGCCAAGAAGAAGGAUGAAAAGGAAAAAAAGAGGGAGAAAACUUCAAAAAGGAAGAAGAAGCCGAAAGACGAGGAAGAUCAGGAGGAACAGGAGGAGGAACAAGAAGAAGAGUGCGCAGAAGAGGAGUCUGAAGUUGAUGCUAAGGCAUUGAAAAGGAAGACCGACAGUCCCAGAGAAAAGCAGCGCAGGAAAAAAUCAAGCUCAUCAUGA